Molecule: messenger RNA, 1401 nt
Organism: Lodderomyces jiufengensis
Lineage: Eukaryota; Fungi; Ascomycota; Pichiomycetes; Serinales; Debaryomycetaceae
Gene: AUR1
Product: inositol phosphorylceramide synthase
Exons: 1
Coding region: 1-1401 (466 amino acids)
Biological process (GO): inositol phosphoceramide metabolic process; sphingolipid biosynthetic process
Cellular component (GO): inositol phosphoceramide synthase complex
Molecular function (GO): inositol phosphoceramide synthase activity
Source: RefSeq, a predicted model, not a curated record
AUGUCACGAAAUUAUAAUAAUAAUAGAUCAUCAACAUCAAUUAUAAAUAAACCAUAUCAAUUAUUUUAUUAUUAUUUUCUACUGGAAAAAACUCCAACUUCAAAUUUAUCUGAUUUAAAUACUGAUACUAAUAUAAGAACUACUUUACAUAAAUUAAGACAUCAUAAUUGGUCAAAAGGUGAAAUUUUUCAUUAUACUUUAUUAACUUCAAUAUUAUUAUUUGUAUUUAUAAUAUUUCCUGCUUCAAUUUUAUAUAAAUUACCUAUAAUUAUUGCAUUUUCAUUUUUAUUUUUAAUACCUGCAACUUCACAAUUUUUUUUACCUGCAUUACCAAUUUUUACUUGGUUAGCUUUUUAUUUUACUUGUUCAAAAAUUCCUCAUAAUUGGAAACCUGCUAUAUCUGUUAAAUUUUUACCUGCAAUGGAAACUAUUUUAUAUGGUGAUAAUUUAUCAAAUGUUUUAGCAAGUAUAACUAAUCAAAUUUUAGAUAUUUGUGCUUGGUUACCUUAUGGUUUAUUUCAUUUUGGUGCUCCAUUUGUUGUUGCUGCUUUAAUAUUUUUAUUUGGUCCUCCAAAUUCUUUAAGAUCUUAUGGUUUUGCAUUUGGUUAUAUGAAUUUAUUUGGAGUUAUUAUUCAAAUGUUAUUUCCUGCUGCUCCUCCUUGGUACAAGAAUUUGUAUGGUUUGCAACCAGCUAAUUAUACAAUGCACGGUUCACCAGGUGGAUUAGGUAGAAUAGAUGAAUUAUUGGGGUUUGAUAUGUAUACUACUGGGUUUUCAAAUUCUCCAGUUAUAUUUGGUGCUUUCCCUUCAUUACAUUCUGGUUGUUGUAUAAUGGAAGUUUUAUUUAUGUGUUGGUUAUUUCCAAGAUUAAAACCUCUUUUUGUAUUUUAUGCUGGUUGGUUAUGGUGGAGUACUAUGUAUUUAACUCAUCAUUAUUUUAUUGAUUUAACUGGUGGAGCUGUUUUAUCUUUAUUAGUAUUUGAAUUUACAAAAUAUAAAUAUUUACCAAAAAUUAAAGGAUUUUGUCGUUGGUCAUAUACAGAAUUAAAUUAUUAUAAUAUAAAUUUUGAUGAAACAGCUAAUGAUUAUAAUAACAACAGUACUAAUGAUGAUAAUAGAUAUACUACACUUUAUCAACAACCACAUUAUCAAUUACAAGAUUCAUCAACUUUUAAUGAUAAUAAUACUUUUGAAAUGGGGAAUUUUUCAAGAUCUCGUCAACCUUCUAAAAGUUUUGUACCUUUAGUUUCAGAAAAUGAUGAUGAAGAUUCUGGAGCAGGAUCAGUAUUUGAUGAAGAAAAUUAUGUUGGAUCUUCCAAAAGUACAUCAUUAGAAGAUUUAGCAACACCAACUAAUAACAAUACAAAUAGUAGUAGCGAUAAAUCAAGAAUUGGGAUAUAA